This is a messenger RNA of Boleophthalmus pectinirostris (great blue-spotted mudskipper), 4062 nucleotides long. It is a transcript of the gene taf4, whose product is annotated as TAF4A RNA polymerase II, TATA box binding protein (TBP)-associated factor. Gene Ontology annotation, cellular component: transcription factor TFIID complex. Gene Ontology annotation, biological process: transcription initiation at RNA polymerase II promoter; DNA-templated transcription. Bases 337 to 2742 code for a protein of 801 amino acids. The transcript has 15 exons. The record is from RefSeq and is a predicted model, not a curated record. Lineage: Eukaryota; Metazoa; Chordata; Actinopteri; Gobiiformes; Gobiidae. Gene Ontology annotation, molecular function: protein heterodimerization activity; DNA binding; RNA polymerase II general transcription initiation factor activity.
UCAUCAGCUGCAAUCUGUAGAGUCACAACUGUUGUUCUUGUGCAAUAGUAACGCCUUGUUAACGAGGCAACCGGUUAUUACAUAGUUAUAGUUCCGGGACAAGGGGUAAUGCGAGCUAAUGUCCAGCUGAGACUUUGUGAUUGCUAAAGCAGGUACGAUCUGUAACUACUACUGAUGAUGUUUUCCUCUGCAUUUUUUUCUCUUAAGUACGAGCAACAAGCACCAGAAUUGACAGAAAGUAUCGGCGGAUUAUUGCCUGUCCAACACGUCUCUACUCCUUCUAGCCAACUUAAAUUGCAGGGGGGGUGUUAAUAACCAGUCCCCAAUGGUUAAACUAUGGACGCACCGACGAGCAGCACGGACUCCUCUGGACACGACCCUGGCAAACCACUUGUUGUCAGUGGCGGUGUAACUUCUCUGCCCGCUACCCAGGGGAAAGUCGACACAUUGUCAGUGCAGACUUUGAAUGGGAGCCAAAGUAUGAAUUCUCACAAUUCAGGAAGCGCAGCCCCUUUACUGGGGACUGCAGGGACAAGUGGCCCAGGAAACAGCAGCACCAGUAGUACAUCUGUCAACAGCGGGCCAGUGCUGACAAAAGUGCUGCCUUCUUCCAAUAGCGUUAUUCAGACGUCUCCAUUGAACUCUCACACGCAAGCUGGAAGCCAGGCAGCAGGGGCCACUGUGACACUUGUUAGACCACCUAUGCACAUAGUAGCUCUCAAUGGCAACAACAAUGGCAGCCCUGUAGCUGUCACUUCAACAGGUAUCAGCAUAUCGGCUCCUCAAGUAAACAACAACCCGGAUCCCAGCUCUGUGACUGUCAGCACAGGCUCAAAUGUUGUCAAGCAGGAGCCCACCACAACAAUAAUACAGUCCCCACCUCAGCAGGCAGUCAGUCCCAGGACCCCAGUUUCUCUUUCUGCCAGUCCAGGUGGUGUUCGAACUCCGACUCCCCAGAUGUUAGCACCAAGACUACCCCAGCCUACUCCUGGACAGCCCAGUGUGCAUAACAUCCAACUCCCGCCAGGGAUGGUGCUUGUUCGCAGUGAGAGUGGACAGCUGCUGAUGAUUCCUCAGCAGGCUCUUGCCCAGAUGCAGGCCCAGGCUCAGGGAAGCUUGGCACCACGGGCAGCCACUCCAACAAACAUGCAAACUCCUGUACAGACCCCAGGAAAUGCUGUCAUCAGUCGACCAGUGACCCCCAGCACUGUCAUCAGACCGGGAGGCCCUGUGCCAACCACUCUUCCAAAAACCACCACACUUCAUAGACCCCCUAUUCUUCAGAGUGCAGUUGGCUCUGCAGUGCCUGGAAUGCCCCCCAGACCAAGUGGUCCCACAGUUACCUCACUAACAUACAGUAAAGAGACAAUGGAAAAUGUGAACAAAUGUAAGAACUUCCUGUCUACAUUAAUAAAAUUGGCAUCUACUGGGAAACAGUCAACUGAGACGGCAGCAUGUGUCAGAGAACUUGUAAAGGACCUACUGGAGGGCAGACUGGAAGCAGAGGAAUUCACCAGCAGACUAUACAAAGAGCUGAACUCGUCACCACAACCUUACCUAGUGCCUUUCCUGAAGAGGAGUCUCCCAGCUUUGAGACAGCUCACUCCAGACUCUGCAGCCUUCAUCCAGCAGGGCCAGCUCCCUCAGUCAAGUUCAGGUCCAGCCUCCACCAUUUCCACAGUGAUCCUCAGCAGCCCUGGGCCUCGGGUCACUACAUCCAUCACCAGACCCCUCCUCCAGCCAGGGGUCACCAAACCAGGACAGUCCCCCUCUCUGGUUCUCCAAACUCCCCAGCAGAGAGCCAUGGUGAGACCUCAGGUAACCUUGCCCACAGCCUCCAUGGUAACGCUCAGGAAUCAUGCUCCAAGUCGAAUAAUGCUGGGACAACAACAGAUCCAGCUUAAAGAGCUACAGCCAGCACUGACUCUGGCUCAAAGAAACAAGCUAAAAGAGGCGGGAGGCACAUUCAAAGAUGAUGAUGACAUCAAUGACGUGGCAUCUAUGGCUGGAGUAAACCUAACUGAAGAAAGCGCUAACAUCCUGGCGACUAAUUCUAGUCUGGUGGGGUCUGUGACACAUUCUUGUGAAGAUGAGGCAUUUCUCUCCUGUGCUUUACUACAGCGGAGGAUGUUGGAGAUUGGGAGGAGACAUGGGGUGACAGAUUUUGGUGGAGAUGUGGUGAAGUUGGUGUCUCAUGCCACUCAGCAACACCUCCAAAAUUUGUUGGAAAAGGUUACACAAGUAGCUCAGCAGAAAAACGUCAGCUUUAAGGACAAUGAUAACUGCGAGCAAAGCAAUGAUGUUCGUGCACAGCUCAAGUUUUUUGAGCAGCUGGACCAGUUAGAAAAGCAACGCAAGGAGGAACAGGAGAGAGAGAUACUCCUAAAGGCAGCUAAGUCUCGAGCUCGGCAAGAAGACCCAGAGCAACUACGACUGAAACAGAAAGCGAAAGAGAUGCAGCAGCAAGAGCUUGCACAGAUGAGGCAGAGAGAGGCCAACCUGACAGCUCUGGCAGCCAUCGGACCCAGGAAGAAGAGGAAGAUUGGGGACUUUUCUUCCUCCUCUUCUGCCUCUGAGGGCUCUGGAACAGCCUCGUCUAUGUCUGGAGGGGCUUCUGCAUCAGGCUCCAGACCCACGCGGCAGCGCAUCACACGCGUCAAUCUCAGGGACCUGCUCUUCUGUUUGGAGAAUGAGAGAUUUACCAGUCGCUCCCAUUUCCUCUACAAGGGCUUUCUCAAAUAGACUUAAUGUCAGACAGGACCCAGAGAGAGAGGGAAGUGAAGAGCACAAAGUGACUCUUAAAGUGACAAGGAGGAGAGUGCAGACCGUACUCAAUAAUUGGAGAUACCCCAUCUCCCUCCUCGCUCCGCAGACACUUCCCUUUAUUUUUAAUGAUUUGCAUCUUGUUUCCAAGUGCUAAAAUAGAUUCUAUGUUUUUACGAAAAUUUGUAUGAAUAAGUGACUUAUUGUAUAAUUAUGCACUGUAAUAACUACAGUUUAUUUUCUGAUCAUUUUUAUGCACAAGUUUAAGAAAAACAAGAUAUCUUUUAAUGAAAAAAUUAUGACAUUUUAAAUUCUGUUAACAUUUUAUUGUGAAUUAGACUGUGUAACCUACUGAGUUGCCUUCCUAACUAUGAAGAAGCCAUAUAGUCCCCCCUUAAGCAAUUAACCCUGCUGUAACUAAGAAACAGUAGCUUAUGCUUUGCUAUGUCAUCUCUGGUUACUUUACUUGAUUGUUUUAUUGUAUUUAUUUACUAAACAUGGGCUUAAAUUAAUGUUUAGUUAUUUAUUGACACGUAACAGUCACUGUUGGAUUUGGUAUUAGGCUCACUGAGAGAAAAACAAUCGAGACAUUACAAGUAUGGAAAGGCUUCAUUUGCAGCAUAAUUUUGAUUGAUCUAAUAAUUCUUACUUUCAUUUCAAAUUUAACAGUAAAACAUUAUUAAGAUGUUAUCCUGUGUUUGUAUAACAAAGUCAUUUUUAAAUGUUCCUAUACUCAUGGCUACUUAAGAAUAUCUUGACAAAAUACUUUGAUACUCUUGAAGUUUUCAGCUCAGUGUUGCUCUAAUACACUGCCCAUUGUUGCCCUGAUGAUUUUCUAAUCAUUUGCAUCUUUUGUAUUGUGUUGUGGGUUUUCAGAUGUUAUAGCAUAAAAUAUGUCUUUACUUUUUCUUUGCAGCAGUUAAUUGUGUUUGUAAGAAACUGUAGUUUGACACAAUUUGUUGCUGAAAUAUUUCUUUUACCCUUUAUUAUUUAUCACUUCUCUAAAAUCUAACUAAAACUAUUCUAUUUUUCUAGCUUGCCACCCUUGCAUAUUUUUACUUUUGAAAUAAUUUGUACAUCCAGUUACUCUUACUUGCUUAUAUUCUGGUGUGCUACUGAACUUUUUAGGUUUUGACUCGAGUUUCUUGUACAUUUGUAAAUGUUACCUAAAGUUUUACACAAAUUUGUAUAGUAUUGAGAAUUUAACCCACAGGGAAAAAUCAUAGCAUUUUCUCAUUAUUAUAACAUUGAAUAAAUACAGAUUUUUUUUACAAUAAUUACUACAGACAUUUAAUUCAA